GAGGAAUCAGUGCACAAAUCAACAAGUAGCAGCAGCAUCUCCCCCUCACAAGUGGAAGACCCCUCUCAAGAAGGCACCAGCAGCAGAAAGACACCUCCCAAGUUCUUGCCCAUAUCAUCUACACCACAGCCUGAGAGACGGCAGCCACCUCAGAGACGACACUCCAUUGAAAAGGAAACACCAACCAAUGUGAGACAGUUCCUACCACCUUCAAAACAGAGCUCCAGAUCACUUGAGGAGUUUUGUUACCCGGUGGAAUGUCUGGCUCUGACGGUGGAGGAGGUCAUGCACAUCCGUCAGGUGCUGGUGAAGGCAGAGCUGGAAAAGUACCAGCAAUAUAAAGAUGUCUACACUGCUCUCAAGAAAGGAAAGCUCUGCUUUUGCUGUCGAACAAGAAGGUUUUCUUUCUUUACCUGGUCUUACACUUGUCAGUUCUGUAAGAGGCCUGUGUGCUCACAGUGUUGCAAAAAAAUGCGGUUGCCAUCAAAGCCAUAUUCUACUCUCCCCAUCUUCUCACUGGGACCUUCAACCUUGCAAAGAGGAGAAAGCUUUAUGAGGCCAGAGAAACCCUCUACCAGUCACCACCGAUCACUACGGAGCAUGUCCAGGUUGACCUCAAGGUCCAAAUCUGUGGAUAAGUCACAUGAAGAGUUUCCCAAAGAAUUAAUGGAGGACUGGAGCACGAUGGAGGUGUGCGUGGACUGCAAGAAGUUUAUUUCAGAAAUCAUCAAUUCAAGCCGGCGCAGCCUAUCUCUGGCCAACAAGCGAGCCAGGUUAAAAAGGAAAACACAGUCCUUCUACAUGUCAUCGCCAGGAACCUCUGAAUACUGCCCCUCCGAAAGGACUAUCAAUGAGAUCUGAGCCUUGUGCCUUUUUCUUUGCUUUUGUCUUCAUGAGGUCAUCAUCCAUGAGCAAGGUCACUGAAACUGGGUCAUCAUUCUGUUGCUUCGUUUCACUUGACUGGCUUGAAUUUGCAUUAGACCACAGGAUUUCCUACUCCAACAAUUCCCAGAGAACGCUAUGUUUAGAUCUGUGCAGAAUGAUACACAUCAGGUCAAGCUGCUCGCACUGGAAGAAAAUUAAUAGUUUGAAAUCGUUGCCUCUUUUGUAUGUGUGUGAUGAAACUAGAA
Messenger RNA from Pterocles gutturalis (yellow-throated sandgrouse), 1130 nucleotides. RefSeq names its product spire-type actin nucleation factor 1 (gene SPIRE1). The record is from RefSeq and is a predicted model, not a curated record. The transcript has 7 exons. Gene Ontology annotation, molecular function: actin binding. Lineage: Eukaryota; Metazoa; Chordata; Aves; Pterocliformes; Pteroclidae. Gene Ontology annotation, biological process: establishment of meiotic spindle localization; actin filament network formation; Golgi vesicle transport. Gene Ontology annotation, cellular component: cytoplasmic vesicle membrane; cell cortex. The annotation marks the transcript as partial.